This is a messenger RNA of Mycotypha africana, 433 nucleotides long. RefSeq lists its product as uncharacterized. Lineage: Eukaryota; Fungi; Mucoromycota; Mucoromycetes; Mucorales; Mycotyphaceae. The coding region runs from base 95 to 433 and encodes 112 amino acids. The record is from RefSeq and is a predicted model, not a curated record. The transcript has 2 exons.
CGAUAAUUCAAGUCUAAGUUGACAGCCGUUUAUGUCGAUACCGUAGACAGUGAUCGGGGCAUGACACUUAGGUUAUUGCCGAAAGUCGAAAACAAUGGGGAGCAAUAGCAGUGUAGUCAAAUCACUACAACCAAUGAUACUCGGACUACAAGAGAGAUCUUUAGUAGACCAGGUUUACGUUACAGUUAGCUGUAACUCCAAGACUCCCUUGAGAAGAAGGGAUUUGAAGAAGAACAAAAUAAUAGAUGAACUAUCGGAAUACAAAUUUGAAUCUAACACUAACCUAUUGUUCGUAGAUUUGAUAAAUAACUUAGCCAAGAUGGAUAAAGCAUGUUUGGUAAUUAUUGAUUCUGCAGGCUGGACUACUAAUAUGAACGACUUGGAACUAUUUAUUCGGUAUGUGGCAUAUUUAUUUCCUAAACAAAGCGAUUAG